UCCAGGCAGAAACACCUGUCCGUUCUUGCGUUGUGCCAAAGGGUCCAGCAGGGGGUUCACCAUCUCCACUUCAGGCUUUCAAAUAAGAAAGGUGUUUUUACGGAUGACGGACCUUCCACCAGAAAACCUGCACAGUGUACCUUUAAAGUGUUGCGAAACAUGCCAAGGCAAAAAAAGGCAGACCUCAAAACACUAGGAUUCACAAUGAAGGCCCAAAUGAAGAACUCCGUGGUGAUAGGACCCCCCGCGGCCGGAGCUUUCCAGGAGAGACCGUCCAAACCGACCCUUUUUCGGAAAUUCUACGAGCGAGGCGAGUUCCCCAUGGCGCUGAAACACGACACCAAAGGCAAUCACAUCGCCUGGAAAGUAGAAAUAGAAAAGCUGGACUACCACCACUACCUGCCACUGUUUUUCGACGGGCUAUGCGAGACGGUGCACCCAUACGAGUUCUUCGCUCGACAGGGGAUCCAUGAUAUGUUGGAACAUGGAGGUCCCAAGAUUCAACCAGUCAUCCCGCAGCUCAUCAUCCCAAUCCGGAAUGCCUUGAACACGAGGAACCGCCAGGUCAUCUGCACCACCCUUAAAGUCAUUCAACACCUGGUCAUGUCCGGAGAGAUGGUAGGAGAGUCUCUAGUGCCAUAUUACCGACAAAUCUUGCCCAUUUUAAACAUCUUCAAGACUAUGAACAUAAACUCCGGAGAUGGGAUCGACUACAGCCAGCAGAAGAGGCAGAACGUAGGAGACCUCAUCCAGGAAACUCUGGAGGUCCUGGAGCGCUACGGAGGAAUGGAGGCCUUCAUCAACAUCAAGUACAUGGUGCCCACCUACGAGUCCUGCAUGAUCAACUGAAGGCUACACCAAAGCAAAAAUGAUAUAAAAUCUCUUAUGGAUUGCAUGUGAGUUU
Messenger RNA from Boleophthalmus pectinirostris (great blue-spotted mudskipper), 904 nucleotides. Its product is annotated as parkin coregulated gene protein-like. NCBI's taxonomy places the organism in Eukaryota, Metazoa, Chordata, Actinopteri, Gobiiformes, Gobiidae. The record is from RefSeq and is a predicted model, not a curated record. Gene Ontology annotation, molecular function: Hsp90 protein binding; Hsp70 protein binding. The transcript has 3 exons. Bases 160 to 849 code for a protein of 229 amino acids. Gene Ontology annotation, cellular component: vesicle; neuron projection; cytosol.